This is a messenger RNA of Osmerus eperlanus (European smelt), 2504 nucleotides long. Its product is annotated as zinc finger protein 836. Lineage: Eukaryota; Metazoa; Chordata; Actinopteri; Osmeriformes; Osmeridae. The record is from RefSeq and is a predicted model, not a curated record. Gene Ontology annotation, biological process: regulation of transcription by RNA polymerase II. The transcript has 2 exons. Gene Ontology annotation, molecular function: DNA-binding transcription factor activity, RNA polymerase II-specific; RNA polymerase II cis-regulatory region sequence-specific DNA binding. The coding region runs from base 282 to 1490 and encodes 402 amino acids.
GCAACACAGCUAUAUUCCGCUCGACAACCUGCCACGGAGCAGGCUAGUUCAGCGGUACAAGUUACCUUGGUUACUUAGCUAGGAAACCAUUAAACCACUGUAAUUAAACGGAACUCGCGGAAACUUGCGAGAUUUAUUGAAAUAAACCUGUCUUUUCCUUAAUCUACGUUUAUAUAAUACCCCACAGGUAGCUACAAAGACCGACAAGGAAGUGCAUUGAGGCUAUAUCACAACAAACUACCUAGAAUUGUUGGUUAGCUCAACGUUACUUUAUUUAUCUGAUGUUUGCAGCAGACAGUGUGAAAAUGACAAAACUACAACUUUUGAAUUCCUAUCUCACUGAGCGUUUAAUGGUGGCAAUUGGAGAGAUUCUGGAGGUUGUCGAGGAGACUGUUCUAAAAUAUGAGGAGGAGACUACCCGAACUCGUCAAGAAAACCAAGUGUUGAAACGACGGUUGCAUGAAAUUGGACUUGGAGUAGAGUGGACAGGUUCCAUCAGACCACUGUCAUCUUCUGAGACAGUCUCUCCUGCUGGUCAGCACCAGUGGAGUUCCAACCAGGGACAAGACAUAGAACCCUCAUUUACUGGAGAGGACAAUGCAGUCUCUGACCAGAAUGAAGGCCCUACCAUACCUAACCAGGGGACCACAGACUGCAUCCAGUGGAAAUAUCUCUACAAAUCAAGUUCAGAGUCCACACAUAGUCCUGGUCCAGAGACAAUUUCAUUAGGAACAUCUGUUUUGACAAAUAUGAAAAAGGAUUUGGACUGUAAUUCUUGUUUGCUAUAUAGUCCCUUGGACAAAUGUAUUGUGGAUAGAAUAGAUGUACACUGUGGUCUUGAAGCCAUCAAAGUUGAACCCCUUGACCAGAGUAUUGACUCUUGUUCAGGUUCUGUUUCUGACACAGGGUUUCAUGACCUGGAGACAGCUUCAGCAUUGACAACACAUGCUGCCUCAGUCACCAGGUCUGACCUGGAGUCAGGAAGGACAGAGGUCAGAUAUAGGGACUGUUAUCUCGGUACUGACCCUGCAUCAGCUAAUGUCUCAGACCAAGAAGACAUUAUACAACACAUAGAUAAUGCUGGGAAGCUAGACUGCCUGGUCACCUCUCAAAGCAAGCCACGGUCACUGAGCAAUAUAGGUCUCAGGUCACACCCUUGUCCACACUGUGGCAAAACCUUUAGCCAUGUUUCACGACUGAAAAUACACCUGCGCAUUCACACUGGCGAGAAACCGUACGUAUGCGCCUUGUGUGGAAAACGUUUCAACAACGACGGCACUCUGCGCAACCAUCGCCGUGUCCACACAGAGUUGCGACUCUAUGAUUGCCCUAUAUGUGGAAUGAGUUUUAAAGAUGCUUACACAUGCAGAAAGCAUCAACGGGUUCAUAAUGGCAUGCAUCCUCAUUCAUGUAGUAUUUGUGGAAAAACCUUUACUACAUCUGCAAUUUUGUCCAAGCACCUCAAAACUCACAAUUUUAACAUUGGAUGAGUUAUGAGUUACAAUUGGUGGCUAUUAGGAUCGAGUUAACAAAGGUUGAGUGACUUUGUUUAAGAACUUAGGGUGUGUCUGUUUAUAUGUGUACACAUUUUUGUAGAAACAUCACUGUGUGUGGUGUUUGUAUGUGGAAUGGGUCUGUAUACUGACCUUGGAUCUUGUUUAGCAAUCCAUCCACAUACAAUCUGUGUUGGUGGUGGAUAUCUUGUCCAAAUGUAAAACAAACCGCUUUAUCCUUUGGAAUCAACAAUUUGCUUGCUUUUUAUAUCAAAUUCUUUGUCAAAAUCCAAGAAAAUCAUAACUGCAGUGAAGAGCUACAGUUGAAACUGACUGCCAGGAUUUAUAAACAGGACCUAGUUGGGUGUGCUUUGCCUUCGGCAAGGGCACAACCUUUGUUCUCUCACAUAUAUCUUAUUAUUGGGUGUGCUUGCCUUCGGCAAGGGCACAACCUUUGUUCUCUCACAUAUAUUUAGGGUUCCUCCGGUAGGAGGGAACCUAUUGUUUUUGUUAGUAUUCUUAUUAUUAUAUUUCUCCGCUAAAUGGCCCAAUAGCUCAAAAAGUCCUUGACCCGAUUUUUUCAAAUUUGGCCCAAUGAUACACCAGGUCACUCACUACUUCCAGACCACUAAUGGCCCAUGUACGCCCAUAGGUGGCGCUAUAAGCCACGCCCAAAGUCUACGUGAUUUCCCCAGCGCCCCAUUAUUCCAAAAUGCCUGAAAAUAGGUAUACAUGCCUUAUUUCUCAUGGGGAACAAAAAAGCCUCAAGAACCCAUAAGGUCCGCCAUGAUAGAUGUUGCUGUACUGUCCAAAUUUGGUACAACCUUCAAAACCCUUCUCCUCAUGAACCAUAGGUCCAAUCGACCUAUUGUUACAGAUUUGUAGAAUACAUGUCUUUCUAUAGGGUGAAAUUGAAUAAGGAAUGCAAUACAAAAUGGCUGAAAGAAGUGUAUUUAUGUAAAUGUCCACAUUGCCACAAUAUCUUUGUGUUAAUAAAUCAAAUAUAAUUUU